Molecule: messenger RNA, 2588 nt
Organism: Cuscuta campestris
Lineage: Eukaryota; Viridiplantae; Streptophyta; Magnoliopsida; Solanales; Convolvulaceae
Source: the annotation of a GenBank genome assembly
ACUCCUAUUUGUAUUUGUUUAAUAUUCGAUUCAAAACUAAUAUUUGUAUUUGAUUUGUUUGUGCCAAACAAGCCUAUGGUUACACCGCCUCCCUUAAGCCCUGUGUCUGACGGUAGCCCAGCUGUGAUGGAGUGUGAUGCCUGGUGGUCGAUCCCGGAUCUGGCCCCAUAAUCCAUAGUCUAAUACGGAGCAAGAUUUGUUUCUUUCGAUCCAAUUUUUCUUCAUUCAAAAAGAUUUUGGAAAUGGGCGCAGCUAAAAAAUGCAGACUCUGGUGGCCGGACCAUCUCUGUUCAGCUUCUCAAUUCAGUUCACAUUCUCGCCAUUUCUUGUUCGGGUGGUUCGUCUCGUCCUCGGAAGAUUCUCUUGAUAUUGUCGUCGCUUUCUCCUGCGCCGAGGACACUGUAAAUUCUGCGGCGAAUUGUUUGGAUUUUCAGGGGAUUCUUCAUGAGAUAAAUAAUAAUCUGCCUAAGUUUCCUCAAGAUGACUGCAAGCUAUCUUUACUUGGCUGUUAUGUGGCCGAUGGUGAUGAUCCUGAAAUAGAUAUAUCUGUGAAUUCUGCUGGUCAGAGCACUCAUUGUUCUGGUAACUCCGAUGGUCAAUGUAAUAUUGGAAUGAUAAAUGGGUUACUAGGCUACGGGAGUCCGAAGUUUGAUGUUUUAGCAGAGGGAAAGAGCAGAAAUGCAGAAAUGAAUUGGGUGCAACUUUCCUAUGAUCAUUCGGUGCUAUAUGGUAGGAGUAUAAAACUAAUUCCCAACUUCCAAUGCUUAAACUGGGGAGGGUUAGCUAUAACUCAGUUAGAUGUCCAUGUAUAUAAUAGUAUAUGAGAUGCCUCAAUUUGGAAGUCAUCAUUAUUCACUGGGCUAUUCUCCAUCUGAGCAAGUAGCAGACUCUUUCAAGAAGCCAAUGUGGGUUCAGGAUCUUUUCCGAAAGAAGACGCAGAUUCAGUUGGAAGAAUAUUGUGAUUCAGACUAUUAACACUGUGGGUGCUACUAAGGUCCUUUUUGAGUCACAUUUUCCUGCCAAAAGAUCAACAAAAUUUCAUUUUUUUCACAUGUUUACAAACUUUGCAUGGCCAUUAUUUGCCACGAUCUUAGCAUUGGUGUCAACAUUCUUGUUUUUCAUUCUUCAGUCCUUCCACAUUGUUUGGUCACAGAAUUUUGUACACACCAUAUUGGUCAUUUUCUUUGGCAAGACCUGCAAAAAUUUCGAGGUACGCUGCCCGCAGCUAAUAUAUUGGCCAGUUUUUCUCCAAGGUCACAGUAUCAGGUGUCAAUCUUGCGUUGAGUAUGCUGAAUUGGCGGCAUUGCGAAUGCACUUUGUGUGGUCAAGUAUCUUUGUUGAUCUUCUUCUGGGAAACUUAAUAGGCAUUCUAUUGUGUUCCCAAGCAAGAGCCGUUUGCUUAUUCAUUUUGAGCUUAGCUGAUGGCAUAACCAACAAUGUUCUGCGUACCGGUUGUGUAUGGCUGAUGGGAAACCCAGCUGGUUUCAAGUUAAACACUGAGCUUGCUGGUGUCCUUGGGAUGAUUUCUCUUAAUGUUGUUCAGAUAUGGUCCACGAUAUGGUUAUUUGUGAAAUCCUUCUUGCCUUAUCUCUUGACAAUAAUCGCCAUAUCCGGAAGUGUUUUUGGUCUGACUACUGCUGCUGCUUUGACUAUUGAUAUAAUAUCACUAGCAACCAUCCACUUGUCCGCUCUUCAUUGGUUACUUUCACAACUCUACUCAUGGCAGAUACAGUCUAUAUCAGCUUUGUGGCGCUUUUUCAGGGGUAGGAAAUGGAAUCCUCUUCGCCAGAGGUUAGAUAGCUACGGCUACACAGUAGAGCAACAUGUUGUCGGCUCUCUUCUGUUUACUCCUCUCUUGCUUCUACUCCCUACGGUUUCUGCAUUCUAUAUUUUCUUCACAAUUAUAAAUGCAUGUAUCAGUUUGAUUUGCUUGGUUGUUGAACUUGGGAUAUUAAUUGUUCGUGUCACACCAUAUACAAAAGUUGCUCUUUGGUUGGUGAGAAAGAAAAGAUUUCCAUCUGGUAUAUGGUUCGAGAUAGCAUCGCGUCAACCAGAUGACACAGAUUUGGCCGCCACAAGAAAUUGCUUCAAAUCGAUGGUGGUGGUUUCAUUUUUGCGAAGCAACUAUCUGAGCUUAAGAGAAGUGGUUUGGCCCCACUACAGAUGUGUGUUUUCAGUAGUUUCAAGGUCAUCCAUGGCAUCGUCAGCUUAUGGCAUUCUAACAGGGAAACGUGUUACUUACAGUCUAGGGGCAAGUGGUCUCCCCAUGAAGCUUCCAUGGAUGGUCAUCCCAUACAAAGCUUAUUGGCGCCUCAGUCGCGAUGGGAUUCUUGCUUGCAGAGAAAACUGAAUGCAUGUGCUCUACUCAUAUACACUUUUCAACUCAACUUAUUGGCGCCUCUGUUAUCCAUCAUUCUAAAAAAUGUUUUUUGUAGGUCAAUACAACGUUGUAUACUUAGACAGUUCUGGCUGGUUCUUCCCUAGACCGUUUAAUUUUUGUAUAAAACUAUCAUGUAUGAGAGAUAUUUUACAAUGACUACUGUCAAAAUUCAACCCCAAAGGUCAUUUAAAAAAACUUUAGAAAAUGU